GAACUUGCAAGAGUAAACAAAUUUUAAAACGAGGCAUAAACAUUUCCGGUUGUCACUCUACCCCUCCUCCAGAUGACAAUUUCUUUAAAACAUUCAUCAUGAAAAAGGCACCAGCUAAGUCAUGAGAAACUACUAAAUCUUAUCCCAGGUAACAUGGUGGUAUGUUUGCAUAAUGACUGCCAUUAAACACACUCUAAACAGGGAUGUAUUUCUGCCAAAUGAUGAGCGCCUCAUUGGGUUUGUGCAUGUUACUAAAGUUGGACGGAAGAAGAAAACAAGUUUUCUAUGUGCUGCAUUGAGCACAGAGACUCCAGUGCAGGCCCGAGUAUACCAGGUGAAAAAGGCUGACAAAACCGAGGCUUACAAAAAGAAAGUCACAUGGCUGCUCCGAGAACUGAAGGUGGUAGAUGGGAAGAGCUCCAGCAAAGAAACAGCAGAAUUUGACCUUCAUUUUGAGAAAGUAUACAAGUGGGUUGCAAGCAGUGUCAAUGAUAAAGAGACGUUUAUAGCUUGUCUCUGGAAGCUAAGUCAGAGGUACCUGAUUCAGAAGCCUGAUUUCCUAAAUGUACCGCGACAUUUACUGGAAGAGGUGAGCAGGCCCACAGGGUCUGUACAGACCACACAACAGGAAGAUGACAUUGUUACCAUGGAGGACGAUUACCAGGCCUUGACCCCUAAAGAGGAGUCUGACCUUGAUCAGCUGAUGUCAGAGUGUAAGAUCGCCAUCAGCAAUGCCGAACUCUUCGCAGAACAGCUCUCCAAGCAGCUAUCAGUUCUGGAUGGGGCCAACAUUCACUCUAUAAUGGGAUCUGAAGACCAAGUACUAAACCUAAUGAGACUUUUAGAUGAUGGCAUCACUUCUGCAGAAAAGAUUGAAGACAAACUGGAAUUCUAUGACAGUAUUUUACAGAAUGUGAAAGAUCAGAUGGAAGUGAUGAAAGAGAAGGAUGCUCUGAUUAGAACCAGAAACAAAAACCACCAGCAGCUGGAGGAAUUAGACAGUUUAGUGAAACAGCUGGAUUUAGACACAAAGUACUUAAAAGCUCUUCAGGAUGGGGACCUGAAUACACCUGGCGGUAUUUACGAGUGUACGACGGCCGCUCACGCCUUACAGAAAUGUCUCAAUGUCGACAUCCAUCCAGCAUUGAAUCAAAUGUCUGCACUUGAAGAACAGCAAAGAAAAUUUUCAAGAUUUUCUGAUAAAUUUGGCAAGAGAUUAGCUCAUCAUCUCAACAAUUUGUUCAUUCAUCAGGGGAAUGAACACGGAGAGACUCUGAGUCGCCAGGCCCCGGACUUUAAGCUUCCUCAGCAUAACUCGGCCCACCGGGACCUCACGCCCUACGCUGACCUCAUGAUGUGGCUAAAAAACUCCGAUUUUGACAGCUUUACCCAGCUCUCCAAGGUUUACACUCAGAGUCUAAGUAAGCUGUAUAAUAAAGAGAUUCAAGACUUUCUGGAAAUGGCCAAGCAGAAAUUAGGAAGCAAACCAGAUAAAAACAGAUUAGGUGUUGGUCUGACCAGCCAAGCUAGAGCUCUCUCUGGUUCCUCCUCCAGUCUUAACCGGAAAAUGUCUGGUUCAGUACAAAGUCUCAACUCAGACAAUACUUCAUUCCAUGGGUCUAGUCACGACUUAGCAAUGAGACAUCUAUUUGACCAGGUCAUUGAUAAAAUUCUCAGUGAACUGGAGCCAGUUUGUCUGUCUGAGCAGGAUUUUUGUGUCAGAUUCUUCCAUCUUGCCGGGGACACACCUACCGUCAAAGAACCCAAACAGGAAGAAGAAUCAGAGGAUAUUUGGAAACCCAUUCAGCCCGCAGCAGCACCAGUGGAGGAGUUCUAUGAGGAAAAUUUAGGUGGUGGCCUUAAGAUACAGAGGCGCCGCACCAAAUCCAAGCUGAGACACAUGAAUGAGGAAGUCAGGAGGAUGAUGGGAGAAUUGUUUCCAAAUCUGGAGUCAGAGCUAGAAGCAUUUGUAUCUUAUGCUGAUAGAUUGGAUGGGUUUAACUCUAUGUAUAUGUUGGUGAGGAUGAGUCAACACGUCAAUAAUGCCCAGGAUGCUGGCUCCUUCCUCAGUGUAAUGUACGCCAGCUGCCUUGUCAAGAUCAAAAGGAACUUUGACAAGUUCAUUUCAAACCAGAUAAAGACUAUCCAAGACUUUAAAGUUUCCAAAAAGAGCCGGUGUGGAAUUAUUGCAUUUGUCCAUAACUUUGAGGAUUUCAAAAAUGUAAAUGUUUUAACAUUCAGAAAUACCCAAAAUCUAGAAGCAAUAUUUAAGUCUUAUAAAACAUUAGAAUUAGCUGUCAUCUAUGAACAAAUAGCCAGAGUGGCCAAUGAGAGCCAGAAAACUCCUCAUUUACUUCCUUACUUAUUUGUAGCUACUCUGUCCAGUCUUAAAAUCCCUUGCCUGGAGUCGGAUAGAAAAGAAGCUAAACAGAUCUAUCAAGACAACCUAAACAGUUACACCUUAAAUCUGCUGGGUAGACCUCUAGAAAAACUACAUGUGUUUUUUGAGGGCGUACAGAACCGAGUGGCUACAGGUGUAAAGCCUGAGGAGGUGGGAUUUCAGUUGGCCUUCAGUAAACAGGAACUCAGAAAGGUGAUCAAGGAGUACCCAGUCAAAGAGGUGAAGAAAGGUUUGGAUGGAAUCUAUAAGAAAACGCACAAGGACCUGUGUGAAGAAGAAAACUUGCUACAGGUGGUGUGGUUCUCCAUGCAAGAUGAAUUCAUCAAACAAAUCAAACAUUAUGAAGAUCUGAUUAAUCAGUGUUACCCAGACUCUGGAAUCACUCUGGAAUUCAAGGUGGAUGACGUGCUGUCUUUCUUCUCAGAGAUUGCCCAGAGUCGUUGAUUGGUUAGUAGUGGAUUCUCAAGCAUGAUCAACAAAUGUGACCGCAUAGUCAUUAUAAAAAGUGCUCUGUUUGUAUGUGUUUUAUGAGUAAGAAAUGCUUAUUAAAAUUUAAUUGUGCAAUUUUUAUUCUCCAAAAUUCAAGAUGUUCUAAAAAUAAUUUCCUUGACUGUAUUCAUGUUUGAAGUUUUUUAAAAUGUAAAAGUGUUGAAUUUCUUUCUGAAAAUAUUUUAAAUGUUAAACUUGCUUAGUCAUCUGUGAAAUGCUACCUUUGUGAAUACACGUAACUGUGCAGUCAUGUUACCUCACAAAUCAGCUCUAGAUAUUGGGAUAUACAUGUACUGAUAAUCUCCUUACAGAGUAAUGUUAUAAAAUAUUUCAUAGUUGACUUUUGAGUUUGUUGCCUUAGCUUGGGUAAAACCCUUGAAACUCUGUCAGAAAGAAUUUCAUUCCCUUUAUGAAUGGAGUUUGAAAGAGAGGGGGGGGUGAUUCUGUCUGUGAGUGGACAUAAUUUUUUUUCUGGAUAUGUUUGAAGUUAUGAUGUUUUUCCAGACUUUGUAAAAAUAGAACAUGCCAUUUGACACAUGCACCUGGUAUUUUAAUAUUAUUGUGUUGAACUGGGCACAGAGUUUGUAUUUGAUCAAAGGUUACAUCUAUUAAUUUUGAGGUCAAAAGUUCAUGGCCAGGAACCCAGUUUUAUGGUCAUAAGAUCAAAAGGUCUCAGGAUUUGAAGUGCAAAUGUCAUGAUUAUUCAAUGGAGUAACAUAAGAUCAAAAAUGUUUGAGGGGUGAUUAAGCUAAUAGAAUAAAUCAUGACCCCAAACAAGGUUUUUAAAAACACAAGGUUAAGGUCAGAGGAUUCAAAAAAGUCAAAUUUUGAAGGCCUCAGAAAUGUUCUAUUUUAAGUUAUUUUAAAGUAUAUACUCUUUCUUUAGUUACCCCUUAAGUCUGUUUCAUGAACAGUUCUAGUUUUUUAAAGUUAAUAAAGCCUUGAUUUAAUCAUGCUAAAGUUAAUAUAAUAAGCAUUUUACAUUUUAUUAUGUAAACUUGUGCAUGUACAUUUACUCUUGUAAGUGCAAUAUUUAGUUUAUACUGAAGUUUAUUGGUAA
This is a messenger RNA of Saccostrea cuccullata (small rock oyster), 3950 nucleotides long. RefSeq names its product exocyst complex component 1-like. NCBI's taxonomy places the organism in Eukaryota, Metazoa, Mollusca, Bivalvia, Ostreida, Ostreidae. Gene Ontology annotation, molecular function: phosphatidylinositol-4,5-bisphosphate binding. Bases 173 to 2845 code for a protein of 890 amino acids. The transcript has 23 exons. Gene Ontology annotation, cellular component: exocyst; plasma membrane. The record is from RefSeq and is a predicted model, not a curated record. Gene Ontology annotation, biological process: Golgi to plasma membrane transport; exocytosis.